AUUUUUGAACUUGGGUUAAAAUCUGACAGUAAAUUUUUUAUCAGUCAAUCAAGACAAGACGAUUGCAUUCUAGCAAAUGUUACAAUAGCUCGUUUCAGCAAUAUUACUAUAUAUUUAAUUCUGUAAAUAGUUUGUGUGCUCAAAAUGCCUCCUAAAGAACCUCCGAAAGAACGAUAUAUACCAAAUGCUUUAAAAUUUGCAUUCGGUGGCGGUGCCGGAAUGGCCGCCACAUGUGUGGUCCAACCACUGGACUUGAUCAAGACGAGGAUGCAGCUUGGCGGUGGAAACUUAUCUAGUUUCAAGGUGGCCAGCGAGAUUAUAGCCAAGGAAGGUUUCUUUGCACUCUACACCGGUCUAUCGGCCGGUCUGCUCAGACAGGCCACAUAUACAACCUCCCGUCUUGGUGUCUACAACUGGUUGUUUGAUUCAUAUAAGCAGAAUUACGGCGGCACGCCCGGGUUCGGUAUAAAGGCGGCGCUAGGCGUGGCCGCGGGCUCAGUGGGCGCCUUUGUAGGCACGCCCGCCGAGGUCGCCCUCAUCCGGAUGACCGCCGACGGCCGUCUGCCCAAAGAGCAGCGUAGGAACUACAAGAAUGUCGUCGACGCUAUCCUCAGGAUCAUCAAGGAGGAGGGUGUGCUGAAGCUGUGGCGCGGCGCCACGCCCACCGUCAUCCGCGCAAUGGUCGUCAACGCGGCGCAGCUCGGCACCUACUCACAGGCUCGCGAGUGGUUCGUGGGUAUUGUACCUGAUGGUAUUCAGUUGCACUUCUGCGCCUCCAUGGUGUCCGGCCUCGUCACCACCAUCGCCUCUAUGCCCGUCGACAUCAUAAAGACCAGAAUUCAAAACGCUGCCAAAGGUCAAAGUCAGUUGUCCGUGGUGACCUCCAUCUUGCGCAACGAAGGCGUGUUCUCCCUCUGGAAGGGCUUCCUGCCAUACUACACCCGCCUCGGGCCACACACCGUACUCACAUUCAUAUUCCUUGAACAGCUCAAUACUGUUUACUUCAAAUUUUAUUAGGACAAAACUGAAACUGAAUGUCGCAAAUCACACUAAAAUCUUAAAAAAUAUAUCAGAAAAAUAACAAAAAGUCAUCUUAGUCUUUGGCUAUAGAAGUGAUAUUUACUCUUUGUCAAAUUAUCAAAGAUUAAAUAUCACUUUGAAUUCAGAAGUUCAAAAUAUUAAUUAGUCUUUGAAAUAAUUUUGACAAGUAAGCGACAUUCGGCCUUUUUUCAAUAAACUUAAAGUAUAUUUUUGUACAACAAACAGAUACUGAUAGUUUUAAAAGAUUUUAUAUCGAAGUUUAUAAGGUAUCGAAUACCACUGCUCCAAAGUAAAGUGUUUUACAUAAUGUAAGUAAACGUAAGAUUAUAUUAUGUAUAAAUUACAAACAAAACAAUUUAACUCGAGUAUACCAUAUGCAAAUAACAUCCUUGCAAGUGUUAAAAUUUAGAUUCAGUAUUUUCUGUUUCGCUUUUACGUAGACGCUUUUAUAUAGAAAAGUUUCUGCUACAAUUUUAGUAAAUAACAAAGAUCUUACAUACAUAGACAGAAAUUGAUAAUUUUUAGUAUUUUCUUCUUUUUUGUGAGAGACUUGGCAUUGGUAUUUUUGUGUGAAGAAUGUUUUGCUUUAGAAAAAGAUAUAUAAAAUAAUUCCAUUUAUGUAUGUAAUUCUUUGAAAACUAGUUGCUAUUAAUGUACAAUAGUUUUAGUUCCUAUGUUGCCAUAAAGAUUUAACAGCAAAAAAUACGCUCAAAAGUGAAAAAAUGCUAUAAUUAUUGAAACUGACAAAAUGAAUUAAAAAAACACAUUUUUUUU
Papilio polytes (common Mormon) is the source of this 1815-nucleotide messenger RNA. RefSeq names its product mitochondrial 2-oxoglutarate/malate carrier protein. Gene Ontology annotation, molecular function: antiporter activity; succinate transmembrane transporter activity; thiosulfate transmembrane transporter activity. The coding region runs from base 145 to 1017 and encodes 290 amino acids. NCBI's taxonomy places the organism in Eukaryota, Metazoa, Arthropoda, Insecta, Lepidoptera, Papilionidae. The transcript is spliced from 6 exons. Gene Ontology annotation, biological process: malate transmembrane transport; thiosulfate transport; oxaloacetate transport. The record is from RefSeq and is a predicted model, not a curated record.